Molecule: messenger RNA, 1164 nt
Organism: Dermacentor silvarum
Lineage: Eukaryota; Metazoa; Arthropoda; Arachnida; Ixodida; Ixodidae
Product: N-acetyllactosaminide beta-1,3-N-acetylglucosaminyltransferase 3
Exons: 1
Coding region: 1-1164 (387 amino acids)
Cellular component (GO): membrane
Molecular function (GO): hexosyltransferase activity
Source: RefSeq, a predicted model, not a curated record
AUGGUAAGCGUCGUGCUCCUCACGCAAUUGAUGGAGUGGAAGAUGGCGACGUCAUCCCUUCUUGCAGCAGCCCAGCAACGCCAGCCGACGCUGCUGGAUACAUCUCUACACUCUCAAGACGCGCGAAAGGACGCGCAGCAGCAAAGCGACGCAACGCUGUCAACAAAGCGGCACUGCCCGUACCGGAUCGAUUCGCUGGACGGUCACGACGCACAAGGAAUGGAAAUGGGAUGGCACAGCGGAGGCUGGGCGGUCCGCCAACUUUGCAGCCAACCUCUAGACACACUAUUCUUCGUGCACACUGCGCCGAGAAGCUGGCAGAACCGCGCCCACCUGCGUGCCACUCUCUUCGAAGAGGCGGCUACGAAAUUCUUCAACUGGACAGUCGUCUUCUUUGUUGGCGAAACCGAUGACCUGGCGGUGAGGCAUUGGACGGCGCUCGAGGCGAAGGUCAUGGGAGACAUGGUGAUGCUGCCGUACAACGACACUCUCCUGACCGUACUGCACAAGUUCAUCGGGGGCAUGAGGUGGGUGAUCGAGUAUUGUCCCAACGUGCGAAGCAUCGUCAAGAUAGACGACGACGUCGGCGUACACCCAUUCGAGCUCCGGCGAUACCUGGAAAAAGAGCUGCCGCGUAAUAAGAGCUAUAUGCACUGCUUCGUUUGGUUGAGGAAUAAGGUGUACCGCGAGUCAUUCCAUAGGUUCUGCAUCCGCGAGGACGACCUCGCCCAAGACAAUUACCCUCUGUUCUGUUCGGGUCGCUCCGUGAUCAUGACGGUAGACACGAUGCGGAAGCUAUUCAGAGCCUCCAAGAUUGUAAGGGCUUUCGCCACAGACGACGCCUACGUGACCGGACAACUCGCCUUGUUCGCCAACGUGGGGCACAUAUUUAUUAACGCCAGGAUGGAUUGGAGUACAUCGGACAAGACCGAAGCUAUGCUGGAAGGGAAAGUGAUAUUCACGCACGAGUUCUUUGAGUACGGAAAUUCCAUUGACCGCAGAGCGCAGUGGGGAUUGAUGCUCUGGAAGCACAUGAUGCAGACUACUGGCCGGCACCCAUUAAACUUGUCAUACCGACUUGAAGACAAGCUGUACCGACUCGAUUUUCACAGGACACGCCGCGCCCUACAAGAUUCUUUCUUGUACUUGCAAGCACCCGAAUAA